AUGGGUCCUUAUAUUGCUAAAAACAAUGACGCAACGAUAUUAAAUUACAUGUUAAAGAAAAAUGUGGAAGAUAUAAAGUCAUUCUUGAAAGAAGAUGAUGUAAUUGUUAUUGACAGAGGUUUUCGUGACUCGGUGUCCAUUCUCGAAGAUAUGGGCAUACGAGCUGCCAUGCCAACUUUCAUGAAGAAGGGAGAAAAGCAGAUGUCAGCGGAAGAUGCCAAUAUGAGCAGAUUGGUCACUAAGAUAAGAUGGGUGGUAGAGUCAGCUAAUUCCCGCCUUAAAAGGUACAAGUACCUUGACAAGGUACUUCCUACUAGUCAAGUUCCUUUUAUUGGAGACUUCGUAAAAAUAGUUUGUGCCAUCUCAAACAAGUACUUCCCUGCACUAAGUGGAUCAACCAGUGAAGAUGAAGAUGCAACACUAGCAGACCAUAUGCGAGAAUUAUCCAUGGAGGUAAAUACGCUGAAGGAAUUUGUUGAGGACAACCACUUGGACCGAAGAAAAACCCAAUGGACUGCAAUUGAUGAAACUGAUUUGGAGAAUUUUCCUGUGUUGACUGAUGAGCAGUUGAGAUCAUUAACAUGUGGUGUUUACCAGCUGAAGUUAAGUUCUUCAUAUAUCCAAGAAUACAUUGAAGGUGACUCUGUAAUACAUGCUCACAAGGAGGAUAACAAUUUGCUGUCAGUUAGAAUUCAAAGUCGACAUAUAUCAUCAAAGAAGUAUAUGCUGUGGAUAAAAUAUAACAGUAAUGCUGUAACCGCAUGGUAUUGUAAUUGUCGAGCAGGCGCGAGAGUUGUUGGUGUCCGUUCUCACAUUGCUGCUGUUGUAUGGUACCUUAGUAGUGCUAGGCAUGAUCCGAAUCGUGUGUCGUUUGGUGUUAGAAACUGGGGUCAGUACCUGACUGAUGCAAAUGAAUUACCAGAAUCAAUAGACUCUUCUGAUAUUGGUUCAGUGGCUAGCAGUUUAGUAGAAGAAUGA
Molecule: messenger RNA, 978 nt
Organism: Mercenaria mercenaria
Lineage: Eukaryota; Metazoa; Mollusca; Bivalvia; Venerida; Veneridae
Exons: 3
Coding region: 1-978 (325 amino acids)
Source: RefSeq, a predicted model, not a curated record